This is a messenger RNA of Mauremys mutica (yellowpond turtle), 1098 nucleotides long. RefSeq names its product ribonuclease-like. The transcript has 2 exons. Gene Ontology annotation, molecular function: nucleic acid binding. The record is from RefSeq and is a predicted model, not a curated record. Bases 110 to 559 code for a protein of 149 amino acids. NCBI's taxonomy places the organism in Eukaryota, Metazoa, Chordata, Testudines, Geoemydidae.
ACUCACCCAACUCCUUGUUCCUUUGCUGCCAUCAGAGUGAUGGAUCCCAGCCUCAGCGGAGUUGAACUUCGGUCAGAUCCUCCAGCCAGGUUGAACUGAGGUGACAGAGAUGGUCAUGGCCCCAAGGGGACCCCGCCUCACGCUCCUGCUGCCCCUCAUCCUGCUGGCUGCCACCCUCGCCCAGCUCAGCGAAGGUGCCAGCUACCGGCAGUUUGUGAGACAACACGUUAACCACCCCAAGACCGGAGCGCCCAAUGACAGGAUCUACUGCAACCUCCUGAUGCAGCGACGGGGCCUGACCCGCCCCCGAUGCAAACCCACCAACACCUUCAUCCACGCCCCCACCAGCCAGCUCCGAAACAUCUGUGGCAGGGGAGGGAGACCCGUUAGUGGCAACCUCCGCGACAGCAUCAGAUCAUUCAGCGUCACCACGUGCCGGGUGCUGCCUGGCUCCCAACCAGGGCGUUGUAGAUACAGAGCUGCAACUGGAGUCACCAGAGUCCGCGUGGCCUGUGUCCGGCAGCUGCCCGUGCACUUGGAGCCAACAUAUCUGCCAUGAGCAGGGAGCAGGGGAUCCCCCUGCUGUCCCCCACCCCUCCUUCACUCAUAGGCAGCCCUCUUUCAUUGGGGGCUCUCCUGCCCUGUCCCUGCCCCUCUUCGGCAGUGCCUGCCCCGAGUCUCCACUGGGACAUUCAGCCUCUCCCCCCUAUUCCAUGGGUCAGCAGCUUGGGACCUGCAGGGUGAUUUCCAAUUCUGGGUGCCCAGUUCCCAUUCACACAAGUGAAAAUCUGGUUGCCCAGCCCCCCUGGCUGGCACUGAGACCCUCAGACUGAGCCCCAGCGCCUGCCUCGCUGGGCAGGAUUCAAACACAGCUGGUCUGGACUUGGGCUGGGCUGCCCGAGCCACCAGGAGGGGAAGAUGCCAAGCGGCUCUGAAACCUCAGACUGAUUUGGUUCGGGUGCCCUAUUUUAGUCUCCCAGGAUAGAUCAAAAUUCCCAUGAACCCCUUGAUGGCCUCCCCUUCGCCAUCCGCCACUCCCUGCUGCCCCUAGUGCCCAUUAUACAGUAUAGCCGCCCCUUCCCCACCCCCACCCUCUGC